Messenger RNA from Rana temporaria (common frog), 1156 nucleotides. RefSeq names its product SWI5 homologous recombination repair protein (gene SWI5). Gene Ontology annotation, cellular component: Swi5-Swi2 complex; Swi5-Sfr1 complex. Bases 1 to 882 code for a protein of 293 amino acids. Gene Ontology annotation, biological process: double-strand break repair via homologous recombination. Lineage: Eukaryota; Metazoa; Chordata; Amphibia; Anura; Ranidae. The record is from RefSeq and is a predicted model, not a curated record. The transcript is spliced from 6 exons.
AUGUCAUCUGUACAACAAGAUCCAGCAUGUCAUCUGUACAAUGUACUACAAGAUCCAGCAUGUCAUCUGUACAACAAGAUCCAGCAUGUCAUCUGUACAAUGUACUACAAGAUCCAGCAUGUCAUUUGUACAAUGUACUACAAGAUCCAGCAUGUCAUCUGUACAAUGUACUACAAGAUCCAGCAUGUCAUCUGUACAAUGUACUACAAGAUCCAGCAUGUCAUCUGUACAAUGUACUACAAGAUCCAGCAUGUCAUCUGUACAAGAUCCAGCAUGUCAUCUGUACAAUGUACUACAAGAUCCAGCAUGUCAUCUGUACAAGAUCCAGCAUGUCAUCUGUACAAUAGUCGUACCUUCUCCCAGAGGCUGCCUGUGAUCGGAGGGUGCUGUGUUCUGCCAUGGUGCCCCUCGUGUGAUCAGAGCAGUGUGUCGCCCCAGAGCUGCAGGCUGGAGUCUCCCCGGAGCACAGGGGCCCCUAAGAGGGAGGAUUCUGCGGGGACUCCCAGACAGACCUGCUUCCUCACCCCCAGACCCAGGGGCAGUCUCCGCAGGACGCCGCUGGGAAACCGAAAAAAUGUCAAUGCUGUGUUCAAGUCACCAGUUCAGCAACCUAAUAUCAGCCAGUCACCUGCAGGCGAUGAAGACGCUUUGGGAAAUGCCAUCUCGGAACUUGAGGAAAAAGAGGCCUCUCUGGAUAAAGAAAUGGCACAGCUCGAGGCCGAAGGCUACAGUCUAGCAGAAUUGGACAAGCAUAUCACUCUCCUUCAUGAAUACAAUGAGUUAAAAGAUACCGGACAGAUGUUGUUGGGCCACUUGGCUGUUGUCCGUGGCAUAACCACCAAAGACCUGUAUUCAGAGUUUGGCUUGGACUUGGAAGACUGAAGACAACCUCAGGAUUUUCAUUCUCCAUUCUGCUGCCCAUUGUGGAUUUCAUUAAAAAAACGACUUUCAAGUUUUCUACCUCCAUUUGGUUUGUUUGAAGACGAGGUGUUUGUUUUUGAUGCGUUUUAAAAAGAAGAUGCUGCUGGACCCGGUUCAAAUCUACAAUGCUUUAUUCGUUAUAUAAACGUUUUUUUUUUUUUUUUCUUUAUUGCAAUUUGGAACCCUGUGAUUUAUGCGCUUGAUAAAAAUACAACAACCAUUUCUGGUAUUUGCA